CUAGAAUUAUCUCGCCUGAAUUUCUCGUCGGAGGUGUUUCUGAAUUCAGAAGUUUGUGACGAUGAAGCUCAGAAUUCGAUCGACUGAAACUAGAGAAACCCUAAGAAUUGAAGUCCCUGAUCAAUGUUCUCUCCAACAACUGAAGGAGCGUCUCUCCCAGACGCUGUCCGGAUCAUCCAGUUCUGGGCCAAUACCACCUGAUUCGAUUCGGUUGUCUCUGAACAAAGUAGAUGAGAUUCAGAGUUCUUCACCUGCCCAGGACAUCCUUCAGUCCCUCGGCAUAGCCUCCGGGGAUUUAAUCUACUACACCGUCAUUUCCUCCGAAGCCCUAAUUCCCAAUUCCCAGGUAAGCAGUUCGAUUGUUUCCCUUAAUUCCGAAGUUAGGCUCAAUUUAGGCCAGGAAAAUCGACCAAUGGAGUCGGAUAGAUCGGCCAAUAAGAAGGAACAUGUUUUAAUAGAGCCGCAGAAACCAGAUAAUGCUGAGCCUAAUUUACCAUUGCAAGCCGAUGAUCAGUUGCAGAGCAUGAACAUAGAUGAUGCAAAGAGCGGAGAAGAAUUAGCUGAGAAUAUGGAGAUUGAGGGGGAGGAUGGUGAUGGGUCUGAUGUGGAGAUUGGGAGGAAAUCGUUUUCUGUGCCUGGGUUUUUGAGGAAGGUGUUUACUGAGGAGUUGGGCCAUGAUGAAGAUAGCGGCGGUGGCAAACAUAAACUUUUGGUAACUGCUGUACAUGCUGUUUUGUUGGAAUCUGGUUUCAUUGGGUUUGACAUGGAUUCAAAAACUGUAGUUGAAGGAUUUCAAUUUCGCAAUGUUCGGCCAGGGUACGUCUAUAUGGGUUACACUCUCCCUGAGAUUAAUGAGAAAAUUUCAAGUGAUUUGGAGUGCCAGAAUUAUGCUUUUGAAUUGAAGUUUUCCAGUGUAGGAAAGUUCAUGAAUGUCUAUGGAUGCUUACUAGGUCCUGGUUCUGUUAAACACUCAGUAUGUCUUAAUGAAGAUAAGUUGGUAUCUAUCUUCAAUGUUGUAUGGGCUAAUUGCGAUUUGAAGGAUGAUAUUUUAACAGCUGAAGGUGGGAUUCUGGGGACUUCCCCUGAGAAAGAGGUAUUCCAGUUUUGGAGGACAGUGAAAGAUAAUCUUGCAUUGCCUUUGUUGAUUGAGUUAUAUGAGAAAUUUGGCUUUGGGCUCCCUCCUUGCUUUAUGCGGCUGCAUACUGAUCUUCAAGUGAAGAUCCUGGGGCUAUUGCCUGGCGUUGACAUGGCGAAAAUCAGCUGUGUGUCGAAGGAAUUGCGAUACUUGGCAUCAAGUGAUGACCUUUGGAAGCAGAAGUGUGUAGAACAAUUUGGUGAUGAAAUUAAGUCGGAUGAAAGAGGCCAUUGGAAGGAGAAGUUUGCAAGGUUGUGGGAAGGAAGGAAAAGGAGGAGAUUGGCUUACAACAGAUCAGUCUGUCUGCAUAGGUUCCGCAAUCCUCAACCUCCUCUUCCUUGGUUUCCUCGAAGGAUCCCUGAUCCUCAACCACCUUUUCCUUGGUUUCCUCGUUCGCGGAGAGGUGGACGUCCUGUAAUUUUUGAGCAUAAUGAUAGUUCUCCGGCUACGCAUACUUUGUCCUUCUACUGAGAUGCACGGGGUCAGGUACCAGUCAUCAGUUUCCUUCACUCAGCAAUCAGUGAAUGUAGGGUUGUGUUUGUAAAAAGAAUUUGUUCAUCGUAUAAUCAUCGGAGAUUUUGAUGUUUAGUUCUGUACAAGGGCAUCUCUUUUUCUUGAGGAAAUGUUGUUGGUUUUUGGCUGGAUUAGAAGUUUGAUAGGCAGUUUAUAUUUGUUCGACUGAUAACGUUUUAGAUUUAUGAAGGGCUGCUGUUCGUACAUUGCAUUUGGGUCAUUGGCUGUCUACUGACUGCACUUUGCUGUUCGUUGUAGUAUCCUUUGAGCUUGGAAUCAAUAAAGACGAGCUUUCACCUUCAAUUUUCUAUUGCACAUUUAUUCCAUUUCGCUUGAGUUGCGACCGCCUUUGAGAUUAAGAUCAGUUAUCUGCCAAGUACAUCUCCUUUCUACAUUGAUGUCUUGCGUUAUUUAGUUCAAUUUUCAGUUCGAGUACAUUUGAAACUAGGGGUACUUCUACAUUAGUGACAUAUAUUCUCAUUCUUCGAUCUUAACUACUGCUUUGGGAAUGAUCUAGAAAGUGCUACUAUGGUACACAAAGCAAGCUGAAAAUGCUAUAAAAUAUGAAGAGAUUUAGCUUGUUAGACUUGUAUGUUUUGUAAUGUUAAUGGUUGGUGUAAUGGGGUUACAAUGCAGAACUACUUUAUUUCUGAAAAAAAAAGCCAAUAUGGUACAUUUGAUAAGGGACUGGUACUGGUAAGGAAGAUUGUAAAAGAGGGAUCGAAGUUUUCCAAGCUUUCCGGUGCAAUUCACUUAGUAUGUUUGGUAUCCCCAUUCAGAUUCCAUCUAUGUCGGUUAGCCAAAUGCAUGCAUAAAGAAAAAUUCCAUUGGCA
This is a messenger RNA of Oldenlandia corymbosa var. corymbosa, 2481 nucleotides long. The record is from the annotation of a GenBank genome assembly. NCBI's taxonomy places the organism in Eukaryota, Viridiplantae, Streptophyta, Magnoliopsida, Gentianales, Rubiaceae.